AUGGAAGAAGAUAAUGAAACACCAUCCUCUUCGACUUUAAAGUCAGCAAGUAAGGAAAGAAAAUACGUGCAAAAAUUUAAAACUUCUUGGCUGGAGCAUCCUGAUUUUAAGACUUGGCUGAAGAAAUCUGAUAAAGGUGAGCCAAAAGCUUACUGUAAAAUAUGCGAUUGUGAUCUUGAGCACCUGAAUCUGAGCUCGGAUCUAAAGAGCCUUAAGCAAAUUGACGUCACUAAAACAGAAAUUCACCUCAAUAAUGAUCAUAUAUACGUUGGUAUGGAAGCACAUGCGAUACUUGAAGAUUUAAAGACAAAAGCCCCAAUAGAAGAAGUGAACAAAUUUUAUGCUAGUUGUCGUGAAUUUUAUGUGGAAAUAGUAUUGCAAAUCCAAAAGCGGUUCGACUUGAAUGAGAAACUUUUCGACAUAUUGAAGUAUGUGGAUCCAAAAAUAGCAAGAAAUCUGGAGAAACAAUCAGUGAAAGAUGUUUUUGAUAAAUUUAACUUUUUAACGACAAAAUGCAACAUGCAAAAAGCAGAUAACGAAUGGAGAAAUCAAGCUCUUAUAGACUUAAAGCAUUUUGGAGUUGAAAGCGAAGAAGAAUUAAAAAACAUGCCAGCUGACAUUUAUUGGAAUAAGGUUCUAAGCAUGAAAGAUUAUCAUGGUAAUUUCAUUUACGAAAAUCUUGAAGUAGUUAUUUCAGUUUUACUAGCAGUUCCAUCUUCAAAUACUGAGGUAGAAAGAUUAUUUAGUAUUCUAAAAAAUGUAAAAACAGAUAAAAGAAAUAGACUUUCUAACGAAACUCUGAACGGCUUGUUUCACACAAAGUUCGGAAUGCAAGCAAACAAUUGCUCAAUUUUAGAACCCAACAGUGCCAUGAUAAGUGCAGCAAAAUAUUACAAAAGUAAUGAUUCAGCUUCUAAAUCUUCUGUCUGA
This is a messenger RNA of Parnassius apollo (apollo), 930 nucleotides long. The record is from the annotation of a GenBank genome assembly. NCBI's taxonomy places the organism in Eukaryota, Metazoa, Arthropoda, Insecta, Lepidoptera, Papilionidae.